Molecule: messenger RNA, 2028 nt
Organism: Ambispora gerdemannii
Lineage: Eukaryota; Fungi; Glomeromycota; Glomeromycetes; Archaeosporales; Ambisporaceae
Source: the annotation of a GenBank genome assembly
AUGGCGACAGAUUAUUUCUUUUCUGGAGACGCUUCCCAAUUAUCUCUUGAGAAGCUUAGGUCGUUAACGAAUAUUGAAGAAAUCCAAGACUGUCUAAGAAUUUUGGACCUGGAAGAAAACCAAGUUGACGUUGAUCUCGAUAUACUGCUUGAAAGAAGGGGACAGUUGGAGGCAGAGUUGGAUAAAUUGGAAGCUUUGAGGCCACAACUUGGAGCAUUAUCUUUGCAAGCCACUAACCUCAUGAGCAUAAUAAAUGGGACUUCAAACGUAGCUGAAAGAAUAAGUGCACAAGUCAGACAACUGGAUUUAGAACAGUCGCGAGUCCAAGAAACCAUCGAAGAGGUCGAAAAUGUGCAAGAACUAAAAUUAUGCAUCAACAGAAUGCAUUCAGCCAUGCAAAUUAGGGAUUACGAAGCAGCAGCUAGUUACGUUCAUCGUGCAUCUGCAUUAGAUCCACGAAUUCUCAAUGGCGAAUUUGCGGAAAAUGCAGUCCCAACAUCCGAAUAUCCCGAUGUUCCCACAAAAAUGCUUUCAGACGCGAAGACUAGCCUUUUUUCCGUGUUUUCUAAAGAAUUCGAAGCUGCUGUGCAAAGCCGCGAUGAAAAUAAUAUUAGUCGUUUUUUUCGCCUGUUUCCCCUUAUUGCUAUAAAACCCAAUUUCUAUGCUGACGCUCUCACAAAACUUUUUGAAAAUAUUGCUGUAAUAAUCGAUCAACAUCAUCCUGUCGUUGAAACACAUUAUGGCGCGGGAAAGAUGAUUAGAGUGCUCGAAAGAUUGCAAGAAGAAUGCGAUAAACAAAGUCGAAUUAUUCUUAAUACUUUUGGAGAUGAAAAACAAUUAAUGCGUAAGGUUGCUGAUAUUCGCUCAUACAAUAAUACUCCUAGACGUGUAAUCGUCCCUCCUCAUAGAACAGGAGGACAAUCUAGAGAAAUAACACCUGGACAAUCAAGGGAUAUCGAAAAUAUGCCAGAUACCAGAGAAAUUGACGCUCUGUUAACCGAAUUGGCUAUGAUUAGUCAACGAGCACAUCUGUAUUUUCGUUUUAUGGAAUCAAGAGUAAAGUCGGAAGCAGAAGCGAUGAAAAUUAACGAGGUCGACGUUUCACUUGAAAAGUCUACCGACGACUACAAUCCUAAUAAUUUUCUGAAUAACAGUGGUCUCAUGAAGCAAAUCAAGCAUUUGAUCAGCGAAUAUUUUUUUAUUGAAGAAUAUUUUCUGAGGAGAGCACUUGAACAGGCAAUUGAAAUCGAUAAAGUUGAAGAAGGCAACUCUACUUCGAGUUGCGUCGACGACGUAUUUUAUAUACUGAAACGAAGUGCAUUCAGGGCAGUGUCUACAUCUAACGUUGAUUGCAUUGUCACCAUGGUCAAUGUAGUAAAUCAAUGUUUGGAAACGGAAUUUAUUAAAGUUCAUCAGAAACGACUUGUUAGUGCUUUUACAUCCAAUGAAGCAAAGGAUGCUAAACUUUCUUAUAUGAUUUUAUUAAAUAACUUGGAUGUAAGUUGCGAUUAUAUUCAACGUCUUGCAUCUGAAUUGCAACAAGACACUAUUCGUACCUUGGCUCCAUUACCGGAGGACCACGAAAAUUGCCGCAAAGCACAAAAAUCCCUGUCUUCGUUAAGUGAGUCGUCUACUAACAAAUUCAAACAGAUCUUACAGAGUGGAUUAGAGCAGCUUUUUAAACAGUUGGUGAAACCACGAAUACGACCUAUUUUGCAAGAAGCAUACAAAGAUAUAAAGUACGUGCUUAACGAGGAUGAAUAUCAUGAUCAAGAAUCGAAUGAUAAUUUUGCUAAGCGGUUCGUCAAUGGAUUUGAUUCUUUGUUACAUAUAUAUAAGCUAGGUGCAUUGAGAUUCGACAAAGAUCUCCGCGCUAAAGUGCAACUCUUGGAAAUACAUGAUUAUUGGGGUUCCAGUACAAAAUCCGGUAACCCGAUUACAUGGCGCCUUACUAUCACAGAGGCUCGUAAAGUUUUGGGUCUAAGAAUUGAAUUUAAAGCUGGAGACGUAGCGAAUAUCAAGUUGUGA